ACAUUAACCGGCAGGAUGUCGGAGGUGCGGCUGCCACCGCUACGCGCCCUGGACGACUUUGUUCUGGGGUCGGCGCGUCUGGCGGCUCCGGAUCCAUGCGACCCGCAGCGAUGGUGCCACCGCGUCAUCAACAACCUCCUCUACUACCAAACCAACUACCUUCUCUGCUUCGGCAUCGGCCUCGCUCUCGCCGGGUACGUGCGGCCACUUCAUACGCUCCUGAGCGCGCUGGUAGUGGCGGUGGCCCUCGGCGUGCUGGUGUGGGCAGCUGAGACCCGCGCAGCUGUGCGCCGCUGCCGCCGCAGCCACCCUGCAGCCUGCCUGGCCGCAGUGCUUGCCGUCGGCCUCCUGGUGCUCUGGGUCGCGGGCGGCGCUUGCACCUUCCUGUUCAGCAUCGCCGGGCCGGUGCUUCUGAUCCUGGUGCACGCCUCGUUGCGCCUGCGCAACCUUAAGAACAAGAUUGAGAACAAGAUCGAGAGCAUUGGUCUCAAGCGGACGCCAAUGGGCCUGCUACUAGAGGCACUGGGACAAGAGCAGGAGGCUGGAUCCUAGGCCCCUGGGAUCUGUACCCAGGACCUGGAGAAUACCACCCCACCCCCAGCCCAUAAUUGGGACCCAGAGCCCUUUCCCAGCACUUAAAACAGGAGCCUAGAGCCCCCUGCCCAAACAAAACAGGACAUCUGUGACCGCCCUACCCCCACGCCAGCCCCAAACUAAGAUAUCCCUCACACCCAGCCCCCAUUACCUAGGGACAAGAGUCUUCCCCAGCCUUGAACCCAGGACCAAGAGCCACCUACAUCCAGCCCCAAAACUGGCUUCAGGCCAGAGCAUCCAUGGCCAAUUUCAAAUUGUGAACCCAGAGACACUCCCAUCCACCCUUCUCCAUGCUCAUCCCCAAACUGGGGCCUGGGGCAAGGCACUCUCAAAUCUUGAACCCUGGACCAAAGCUUUUCCAGACCCCACCCUACCUUCCAACCCAGGUCAAGACAUUGCCAAAUCUUGAACUCAGAACCCAAGUGUUCCAUGCCCCUGUGUGGAUGGAGUCGGGUAUCCUGACUGUUGGACCCCUGGUCCAGGUGAUCCCGACCCUCACCAGUCCCAUUUGCCUCCCUCCAGCUCUGCUUAGGCAUUUUGCCCCUCACCCCAAUGUUCCACACCAUCGACAACCAAGGGGUGAGGUGGGGACAGGCCUCAGCAGGGAAUGGGGCGUAUAUGUUAGUGUUGCUGCAACAAUAAAGCCUGUUGCAUCUCUCAUGCCAA
Messenger RNA from Homo sapiens (human), 1260 nucleotides. It is a transcript of the gene PRAF2, whose product is annotated as PRA1 domain family member 2. The coding region runs from base 16 to 552 and encodes 178 amino acids. Lineage: Eukaryota; Metazoa; Chordata; Mammalia; Primates; Hominidae. Gene Ontology annotation, cellular component: GABA-ergic synapse; glutamatergic synapse; endosome membrane. The transcript has 3 exons. The record is from RefSeq and is marked validated.